UAGCUGUUGUAUUGAAUAUUUAUUUAUUUUGGUCUUAAUACAUUUCAUAUUUGUUUCUCAAAAAACACAGACUCAAAACAAAAGAAUGCCUAUUCAAAAGGACACCAAACCAACAUUUCUAACAAGUUGUUUUGGAUUUUGUACUAAGUACCGGAGGAUAUAUGAAAGGGAUACGGAAUUUAAAAGACUAAUAAGAUUCGUAGAUGAAAGGGAAAAGGAGAUUAAAAGAAUAAUGAAACAUAAAGUUAAAUCUGGAAAUAUAGGAAGUUAUCCUCAGAGUCAUCCAGUAAUCCGAUACUCUAAUGUUACAAGUUACAUUUCCUUUAAAAGCAGGGAGUUUGAAUACAAAAAUCUGUUGAAUGCACUAAAAGAUGAAAAUAACUUUAUAACGGUAUUGCAAGGGAUGACUGGUAUUGGAAAAACUUCAAUGGCCCUAGAAGUGAUAAGAGAAUUAGAGAAAUUUGAACAAUUCACCCAUUUCAUUUAUGUGACCGUUUCAUUCACUCCUAAUAUAAAAGAGAUUAAAGAUGCUAUUCUUGAAUCUUUUGGCUUGAAUUGGAAGGACUAUAGUGAAUCAGACAAAACCAUAAAAAUAUUGAAUAGAUUAACAAAUGGAGAAAAAAUUCUUUUGCUAAUGGAUGACAUGUGGGGUCAAUUCCCACUUGAUUUUGAAGAAAUCGGGAUUCCAAAUUCAGACAAUCACAAAGGUUGUAGAGUUCUUGUAACCUCUCGCAGUAAGCAAAUAUUCAACACAAUGAGUUGUGUCAAGAGAAUUGAACUCGACCUUUUAUCCGAAGAAGAUGCAUGGAUCAUGUUUCAAAAAUAUUCCUGCAUGGGUAAUAGAUGCCCAAGAGUAGUGAUUAGCAUUGGACGUGAAAUUGCAAAGGAAUGUAAACAAUUACCAGCCGCAAUUGCAAUUAUCGGUAGUAGUUUAAGAGGCCAUCGAGUAAUGCAAGAGUGGGCUAUGAAAUUACGGUCAUUGAAGAAGCAUGUAUCCUAUCACGGGGUUGAUGAUGAUAUGGUUGAACUUUAUGAAUGGUUGAAGGUUAGCUAUGAUUAUAUAAAAGGCGAAGAAGCCAAGGAAUUGUUCCUCUUAUUUUCUGUAUUAGGAGAAAAUGAAGAAAUUUCUGUUGAAGUUCUAACCAGAAUUUCCAUAGGAGCGGGGCUUUUUGAGGAAGAUUAUCGGGCUCGUGAAAAAGUGGUUGUAGCCAAAAAUAAACUGCUAGAUUCUUAUUUGUUAUUGGGGGUCGGCCAAAAAAAUGUAAAAAUGCAUGGUUUGGUUUGUGAUAUGGCUCAAUGGAUAAAAGAAAAAAAAGAGAUUCAAAAGUCUUUGGUUGAAAGGAAAGUAAAUAUUCAAUAUUUAUCAUGUGAAGGGAAGGAUAAGGGUUUGUUUUCCAGUAAGUUUGAUGAUUCCAAACUUGAGAUUCUAAUUGUCAAAGUGGACAGUGAUAAAGACCACAAAUGUAUGGAAGUUCCAAAUUCUUUCUUUGAAAAUAUGGCCAAGCUUCGAGUUUUGUGUUUUUCAGGAAAUGAUGAUUAUCCACUACUAUCAUUACCAAAUUCAAUUCAGUCAUUGACAAAUAUUCGAUCUAUAUUGAUUAAGACUGUGGAUUUAGGUGACAUCUCUAUCAUGGGAAAACUGCAAAGUCUUGAGACUCUUGAAUUGAUUCAAUGCACAAUCAAUGAACUUCCAAAAGAAAUUGCAAAUCUAGAGAAAUUUAAAUUGUUGAACUUGGAGCACUGUGUAAUUAGCUCGGGUGACCCAUUUGAAGUUAUUAAAAGAUGCUCGUCACUUGAAGGAUUGUAUUUCAUCGAUAGUUUUAAUUGUUUCUGUGGAGAAAUAACAUUACCUCAAUUGCGAAGAUAUCAUAUCUGUAAAGGGUGGGCUGUAUGGAAUAAUUGGCUAUCGAAAUGUGUGGUUUUUCCUACUAAUGGUGAUGCAUAUAGGUUUUCAAAAGAAACAUUCAACUAUUGUAUGGAAACAGCAGAGGUUCUUCUACUAAACGGAAUUAAGGGGAAGUGGAGAAAUCUCAUGCCUGAGAUUGUUCCUAUAAAUCUAGGUAUGAAUGAUCUUGUUGAGCUUUGCUUGAGUUGUGUUUCGCAAAUACAGCUCCUCGUUGACACGAUUGGUUAUCAAAUGCCAAAUGUCUUGUCCAAGUUGGUAGUACUAAAACUGGAUAGGAUGGAAAAUUUGAAAGAACUAUUUAAUGGUGCUCUAUCCGUUGAUUGUUUGACGAAUUUAGAGAAGGUGUCAAUCAAGGACUGUAAACAUCUGCGAAGUUUGUUUAAAUGCAAGCUAAAUCUCUUCAGUCUAAAGGUCAUCGAACUGCAGAAUUGCCCGAUGUUAGUUUCCUUAUUUUCUCAACGGCUGACUUCUGGAAGCCUGGUGCUACUAGAGACAUUGAAAAUAGCUCACUGCGAAAGACUGAAAAACAUAAUAGUAGAUGAAAAGAAAGAGGAGGAAUCAAGCAUGGAAAUGGAUGACGAAGAUAAUAGUAACAAAUAUCAUGGAUUAAUGUUUCCAAAACUAAAAGUGCUUGAUAUUGAAGGAUGUCCCCUAUUAGAUUCUAUAUUUCCUUUUCUAUUUGCUCAAGACAUUCCCGUAAUACAAACUAUUAAAAUUAAAAGAUGUGAUGGGUUGAAAUACGUAUUUGGCGUAUACCAACAUGUUGAAUUCCGUUCACUAAGGGAAUUGGAGCUCUGCCAUUCACCAAAUUUCACUUAUAUGUUUCGCGAAUCUAAUCAUCUCAUAUCUUCAUCUGUGAAGGGGUCAACAUCUUCCAUUCCAUUGGUUGAUGUUGAGCAGCCGCAUGACAAUUCAUUGGCACUGGAAUCCAAUUCAUAUCGCUUUCAUAUAUGGGAACGUACUCAAUGUCUUCAAAUACAGUCAAUGAUCCUUUACAAUAUUAAAAAGAUUGAACUGUCUCAUAUCUCCAAGAUAAAAUCGGUAUUUAUCGUAUCUGUCGUUCCAAAAUUGUUGGUGGAAAGUUUGACAAUUAGGAACUGUGAUGAAUUGAAGCACAUAAUAGACUUUGGAGAUUAUGACAGUGGCAGCAAUAAUUGGGGCAAUAUCUUCCCAAAAUUGGAAGAGCUCUACAUUGAAGGUUGCACGAAAUUGAAAUACAUACUUGGACGCGACACUCUUGAUCAAGAAAACCACAUUAAGAUUCUGCUUCGUCUUCCGAAAUUGAAAUUUCUAAGUCUUCGCAAUCUUUCAAGUUUAGUCGCGAUGUGUCCCAAAAAAUAUCGUAUAAAAUUUCCUCCUUCGGCAAAACUUGAACUAAUAGAAUGUCCUCUGGCUACUAUCAAAUCUAUUGGUAAUUUCAAAAUGCACCCGGUGUCAGAAUCGCUCGACAGUACAAUCAUAAAGGAAUAUGGUGAUGACCAAAUAGCCAUACCUUCGUCUUCAAGUUCCACAAAAGAGCCACAUGCUGGGAAAGUUGAAGGUUCACAGGAAACAAAUCAGAUUAAAAAUCUAGGUUCUCUAGAUGAUGAUGCUUUCAUUAAAGUAAGCCCAACUACUAAGCAAAAGUUUCCUAAAGGUUUUCCAAAUGGGACUGAAGUUGAAGCAACAUCUGGAUAUGAAAUCAACAUUGAGUCAACCGAGUUUGAAAUCAUGGAGACAAAAAAGAAACAACCAACAAAGGGAAAGCAAGAAUUUGUUGUAAACGUUUCAACAUUAAAGAAUCAAUUUGACAUGUAAGCUAAUAAGCUAACCACAAUAACUAACUGUUAGUUAUAACAGUUAAGAAAUUGUUAGAGAUUAGUAUUCAAUAAGAGCUUGUGUAUUGUACAUAGCAUGGACUUUAAUUAUCCUAUAACUAACACUUGUAUCCACCUUUUAAAUUCAAUAAAGUUAGU
This is a messenger RNA of Vicia villosa (hairy vetch), 3861 nucleotides long. RefSeq names its product disease resistance protein At4g27190-like. NCBI's taxonomy places the organism in Eukaryota, Viridiplantae, Streptophyta, Magnoliopsida, Fabales, Fabaceae. The record is from RefSeq and is a predicted model, not a curated record. The transcript is spliced from 4 exons. Gene Ontology annotation, molecular function: ADP binding. Bases 86 to 3703 code for a protein of 1205 amino acids.